Mercenaria mercenaria is the source of this 4432-nucleotide messenger RNA. RefSeq names its product lecithin retinol acyltransferase-like. Bases 91 to 606 code for a protein of 171 amino acids. The record is from RefSeq and is a predicted model, not a curated record. The transcript has 2 exons. NCBI's taxonomy places the organism in Eukaryota, Metazoa, Mollusca, Bivalvia, Venerida, Veneridae.
AAUGAAGUGAAAAAGAAAGUAUAUUUUCAAUGAAGUGAAAAGGGAAGUACACUGUUAUUAGUUCGCAAUAUUUUCUUAUUGACUUUAAAUAUGGUUGACGUGAGCAUUGAGGCUGAAAAUGUCACUCAGUUGAGGUUACUACAAAGGGGAGACCACAUUGCAGUGGAGGGAGAAAUGGCGGGAGUCAAGUAUUAUCACCAUGGAAUCUUUCUAGGACACAGCAUAGGAGUGGCUGACUUUGGUGGUACGAACAAAGUAACUGCCACAGUUCGAAUCGUUGAUAUUCUAGAAUUCACUGAUCAGGGAAAAAGGCUAUUAGUUCGUUACAGAUAUCGGAGAUCUGAGUGUCUUCCAGCCGAGGAAGCAGCAAGGAAUGCGGAAGCUCUAGCAGCUAAUCCAAGGCUUUGGGGAGCAUAUGAUUUGAUAAAAAACAACUGCGAGCACUUUGCAACGAGAUGUAAAGUCGGACGAGCGGUAUCAUUUCAAGUUUUACAGAUGCUUAGGAAAUUUGUAGGUCUACUUGCCUCACCAGCUACAUCAUUAGCAGCAAGUAGCUCUCUCUCCGUAGGAGCCAGUGUAUACAUGGCAAAUAAUGCAAGCAAAUGAUCUUUUGACAGACCCUUGGUAUAUAUAAAAAACGGACAAUAACUCUGGUAAUGGCAUACUCUGUAAUGUUAUUUACAGACCAAACUUAACUAAACUUGUUAAAAUCUGAAACACAUAUUAGGUACUAUUUAAAUAUUCUACAACACUUAUUCUAAACUAUGUAUAGAUAUACAACAUGAAAGCAGUCCUUGCAUAUAGUCCAUGAAAAUAAUCGGAAAUUUCUAAUUCACUCCGAAUAUGUAAUAACUUAUUGUUACAGACGUCUGUGUACACAUAACACUUUCAUUAAAGGUAAUCUUUUUAUUAGUGCCACUACAGGACAAUCUUUUGAUAUCCGUUACGGCCGAAACUGUGCUAUUACGUCUGAACUCCGAAAAUAAGAAAAUAAUACAAAAUUUAGGAAUAUUUAUAUUUAAUGCAUUUAAGCUUAGACAGUCUACUUUGUAAUACGCUAUAUUAUUAUGUUUUAUGUUAUGGUUGUAGUUAAAUGUGUGUGUUUUUUUCAGGUCUUGUAUUUCGUUUUGGCAAGGCUGUGAAUGAAUUGAUUGUUCUAUAUAUGUUAUAUUUAAAUGUAUUGUUAAACGGUCAAUAUAUAUAGUGUCUAUUUGGUUGAUUGCUUCUGUUUUGAAGCUACUUAUCUAAGCAUUAAUUAUGCUUCUGUUUUGUUGAUUUGAAUAGAUCUAUGUCAAGUUGUACAACUCUUGUAAACUUGUCAAAGAUGAUCUUCUCCGUUUUUGUUUUGUUUGUUUAUGUGUUUUAUGAUUGUGACAAGUCUCCCCGUACAUUCAAUCAGGGCUGUUAUAUUUCGAUUUUCUCGUUUAUGUCGUGUUAUUGGUACUUUGUAGUUUCUCAACAUGACCAUUUCGGCCUGGGUGGUUCCAAUACUCUCGCUUUCAUAGCCUUGGGUAUUGUAUAAUCACCCCUUGGAUAUGGUGCCUGCUUUUUAAUUGUGUCUUUUGGCAGUUCCUGUGAUACGCAGGCUCCAUAACCUCAGAUCCCUUUCCUAAAUUCCAGUUUGUUUAGUUCUGCCCAUUGUUUUCUCGUUUGGGGCAAACCCUUUACUUUAUCUGGGGACCAAACGCCGCUCUUCAUGGAAUUAUACGCCUCAACACGUGUAUCAUUGAAGGUUCCAUAUUCAUCUGCGGAUGUCUCUAAAUUGCUUUUUGUACUUUUAGCAUGUUUAAAUGUUGAGUUCUGCUCAACCCGGGGCUAGAGGGCGUGGACGGUAGCCUGCAUUUCCACUACCGUCCAUGAACAGGCUCAAUCAAACCGAGCCUGCAACAUUUUCGUUUUUGUCGUGUUGAGCGACCUGUGGAGUGUCCACUUUUCUCUAUUUUGUCUUUUCUGUCGCUCGUCUACAUGUUAUAAAACUCUUUAUAGUAACUUUUAUAUCGUGAUGUGCACCACUGUUUGCUGUAUGUCUUGUAUUAUGUAAUAUUUAUGUCAUGAUGGGCUUUUAAGCCUAAAUGAUUUGCAAUAAUAUUGUCUUGUCUUGUCUUGUCAUAGCGUCAAACGGCAUAGCGGCGCGCUGGAAAAGAAACCGUUGUGACGUCAGAACAGUGAAUAAUUGUAUAAUAAUUCACUGUUUUCAGCCUUCUUUGUUUAAAAGGAAAAUGAAUCGGAUCGUGUUAGAAUAUAUAAUAUUCCGUACGUCUCGUAGACUAACAGAACCUCUGAAAACGUAUGAAUAAUCAUGAAUUUUAUGAAACUUACGUUAUGGAGCGUGUUUUUCGAAACAUUUUAAAUGGUAAAAUUCAUCGCUUAUGUAAAGAGAACAUUCUGAUUCACAAAUACUUCAAAAUUGUAAAACAUGUUUCAUCAACGGUAACUGGUUUGAUCAUUACUUUCUACUACCGUCACAUAUAUGUUUUUAGUAUGAAACGCUUUUAUGUUGGAUUCAGUAUUUCUUUAAUAUUUUUUCUUGUAUUUUUGUUUCUGUAUGUUUCGAUUGUUUUUGACAAUAUAUUGAUUACAAAUUAUUAUACAUGUAGUUUUGUCAAAAGGGAUAACUUCCGUUUUACUUGCGUAAGCAAGCAUUGAACCUGCAACAUCAGGGAAAUAAAUAAAACAACUAUAAAAUAAAACGUAUCAGUGUUGACCCUUUCAGCUGAUCGAGGUAUUACUAUAUACAUUUUGCACAGAUUUUUACAUGGUUUAUUUUAUAAUGUUCAGUCGUAAGAUGUUUAUAUAGAUGGUUACUCUUCCAAGAAAUACUUUUUUUUUCAACCUUGGAUAAGAAUUGCAUUUUAUACAUGUAUAUUGAAGAAAUAGUCUAUUUCUAGGAUAAAUGACUUGACUAAGUAUCAUGUUAUAUUAACAGUACAUUUCUGCAAAUACAUUUCUUUCAAUAAUGAUAGAAACAUCAUAAUAAGUUGUUUUGUGUGUUCAUUGUUUAUUGGAAUGGCAGACUGUCUUUUAUAGUAAUUGUUAUAGUGUGUGAAGAACAUAAUUAUGCAGUCCUUUUACAAAUAUUUACAACUGUGUAAGAUUUCAGCUCGACUAUACUAAGUGCAUGGAGAGCCGUCUUACUCGACCCAGCUUCGGCGUCGUAAUUAUUUGCUGGAUUUGCUUCAAACUUGAAUCAUAACCAAAAUCAUAUCGCUGAAGGGUCAUAACUCUCGCACCAAAAUUUCAUGAAUCUUGCACUCUUUUUACUUAAAAUUAAAGGUUAUAGUUUUGCUGCUCUUUCAGUCUAUCUCAGUUAUUACUAAACGGAUUUGAAAACAACUUCAAAUAAUUGUUUCAUAUAAUCAGCCAGAUCAUAUUACUCAAGGGUCAUUACACUGGAACAAAUUUUAUGCACACUUUUUUGCUUUGAAUUUAAGGUUAAUUUUGAUGUAUAUUAUCUAUAUCUCUGUUAUAACUGAAAGCGCUUAAUCAAAACUUAAAUGCUUUUUCGAUCUAUCACCCACUUCAUAUAACACAAUGUCUGUUUAACGAAACUCAUGCAUUAUGACCUAUUUCAACUUAAAAUUUCAGGUUAAACUUUUUGAAUUUGAUUCAAACGUAAAUAAUUUUCCACAUCAUCAACAAAUUCAUACGACACAUGGAAAAUAACUCUUGUCCCAAUAUUUCAUGAAUCAUGGCCCCUUUUUACGUAAAAUUUCUGGUUUAUUUUGAGGCACUUCCUCUAUAAUGAAUGUAUCUUUGUUAUUAUUUUAUGAAUUUGAUUAAACAUAAAAUAGUUUCAACUUGUGAUGUACGUUUGCUUAAUCUCAGAUAUAAAUAAAUAGAUUUGAUUCAAACUUAAAUACAUGUUCCACAUUAAAAGCCAGAUGAUUUAACAAAUGAUGCGAUAUUUUUCAAUGAAUUAUGUUCCUUUUAUGCUAAGUAAAUAUUUUGAUACUUUUUACCUGCACAUCUGUUAUUACUAAACACAUUUGACACAGACGUAAAUUUUUGUUCAGUAAAUUCGUUAACAUUUUAAUCAUUGAGCACUCCAGUGAAAGCUCCAGUUUCCUCAGAUGUGCCCAAAUACACUAUGCAACAUGGACAUAAUCGAACGCGCGGUCUCUUGUGACUGCUCUUGUUCUGAUUUAUCCAUAAAUGAUUGUGCCUUAUAUCAGCUCCUACAUCUAUAUAUAUUGUGUACUUUUAUCUGGUUUAGAUAGAUUUGUUGAGUUAAUGAUGUUUGUUUUACCUAAAAUCCUAUUUUGAAUUAAUCAUAUUGUAUAUAGCUUCCAUAUAUUGUAUCCAAUAUUAUGAUUUAUUUUGUUAUUUUGGUGAAUUUUAAUUGUAUUGUUAAAAUUAGUUAUUUGCACUAGACAUUAAACAAGCAGUCGUGAAUUAUUAAGCAGAUCUGGAUGACUUAAAUAAACUUCUAAAU